Molecule: messenger RNA, 705 nt
Organism: Eptesicus fuscus (big brown bat)
Lineage: Eukaryota; Metazoa; Chordata; Mammalia; Chiroptera; Vespertilionidae
Product: ubiquitin-conjugating enzyme E2 L3-like
Exons: 1
Coding region: 32-496 (154 amino acids)
Source: RefSeq, a predicted model, not a curated record
UGCACCCUGGGAAGGCAGUGCCAGAUCCGAGAUGGCGGCCAGCAGGAGGCUGGUGAAGGAGCUGGAGGAAAUCCGCAAAAGCGGGAUGAAAAGCUUCCGUAACAUCCAGGUCGAUGAAGCUAAUGUGCUGACGUGGCAAGGGCUCCUCGUUCCUGACAACCCUCCCUAUGACAAGGGGGCCUUCAGGAUUGAAAUCAACUUUCCAUCAGAAUACCCCUUCAAACCGCCGAAGGUCACGUUUAAAACGAAGAUCUAUCACCCCAACAUCGACGAGAAGGGCCAGGUCUGCCUGCCAGUCCUCAGUGCCGAACGCUGGAAGCCGGCCACGAAAACCGGCCAGGUGAUCCAGUCCCUCGUAGCGCUGGUGAACGACCCCCAGCCCGAGCACCCGCUCCGCGCCGACCUCGCUGAGGAGUUCUCCACGGACCGAGGAACAUUCUGUGCCAACGCUGAGGAGUUCACCAGGAGGUAUGGGGAAAGGCGGCCUGUGGACUGAAACCUGCCGCGGUGGGUUCCCGCGAGCGUGAGCAGGGACCCCGAGCAGUGCAGACACCCCGCGAAGCAGGCCUCUGUGGAAAACGGACGCGGGCCACUACCUGGCGUUGGCUUGUGGCAGUUACUAACUUUCUACAGUUUUCUUAAUCAAAAGUGAUCUCAGGUAACCGGUAAAGAAAGGAUUAAAAAUUUAAGAUGUUCUAAAAAAGA